CCAAGUGACGAAACCAGCUGUAAUUUGAGAGCAGAGAGAUCCUCAGGAUAUCAUUAGCCAAAGGAAAAACUCGCAUUCCCACCCAGUCCAGGAGUUGAAAUAGUAUCAGAGGGCAAGCGCCUUUCUCUCCAGCUACAGGCUCCAUCUCCCAGGAGCAAGGGGGACCCUGAGAGUAAGAGUGGGGCAACAGAGCCAGCGGCCUGCCAGAGCCCUGGAGGAGGGGUCCCCCCUCCGCCCCGCGAUCCCGCCGGGAAAGAGCCGGCUGAGUUCCAGCCACCGAGCCCGAGCCCGCGCGCAGGAGCGCAGAGCCAGGGUGCAUCCUGCGCUGCCGCCGGCCGGCUGUGCUACCCAGCGCUGGUGCCACAGCCACAUGAAGCCUGCUGGGGAGGCGGGGCCAGGGUGCAGCGAGCCGGCUGGGGCUGAGGCUGCCGCCGUCUCAGGGAGGCACUGACUCCCCAGGGGACCCCCUUCCUCUUGCGUGGCGAAAAGUCUUCUCCAGGGGCCCCCGGUCAACCUGAAUAUCCAGGAUGGUGUUUCUGAAGUUCCUCUGGAUGGGUUUCCUCUGCCACCUGUGUCAGGGCUACUUCGAUGGCCCUCUCUACCCGGAGAUGUCCAAUGGGACUCUGCACCACUACUUUGUGCCUGACGGGGACUAUGAGGAGAACGAUGACCCUGAGAAGUGCCAGCUGCUCUUCAGGGUGAGUGACCACCGGCGCUGCUCCCAGGGGGAGGGCAGCCAGGCCAGCAGUCUGCUGAGCCUCACCCUGCGGGAGGAGUUCACCGUGCUGGGCCGCCAGGUGGAGGACGCUGGGCGCGUCCUGGAGGGCAUCAGUAAGAGCAUCUCCUACGACCUGGACGGGGAAGAGAGCUAUGGCAAGUACCUGCGGCGGGAGUCGCACCAGAUCGGGGACGCCUACUCCAACUCGGACAAGUCCCUCACCGAGCUGGAAAGCAAGUUCAAGCAGGGCCAGGAGCAGGACAGCCGGCAGGAGAGCAGGCUCAACGAGGACUUCUUGGCGAUGCUGGUCCACACCAGGUCCCUGCUAAAGGAAACGCUCGACAUCUCUGUGGGGCUCAGGGACAAAUACGAGCUGCUGGCCCUCACCAUCAGGAGCCACGGGACCCGGCUAGGUCGGCUGAAAAAUGAUUAUCUUAAAGUGUAGGUGGAAGGACACCCUGCCGGGAAAGGGCACCACACCAGCCCAUGGGGAGGGGGGCGGGGGUGGGACAGAAGAGGGGCUGACCGCUCCCUUCUACUUAUUAUUUUUUUAUAUCCAGAUUUGCACUUGGAGAGUGAUUUGAAGUCAUCUUUAAAAAGGAAGAAGUGAGAGUUGAGUGGUUUUGUUUUUGUACAUUAUUUAUGUGAUUGCUAUUGAUUUGUCACCUGGAAAGAACAGUUGAAAGCCAUGCUUCCCGCCUUCCCUAGAGGGCUUCACAGCUCUGCAGAGACACCUGUUUCAGCCACAUCUAAAAGGACACAGCUUAUGCAUAGGGACUGAUGGAACUCCCCCAUCCUGGAGACGACGUGGAAGCACCCAGAGAGCACAGUGCACGGCUCCUUGCCGCCUUCGGGCUUCUCUCCUGGGCCCUGACGGUUGUGGGAGUCACCCGUUUUCAGAUGAGGUCCGAGGUGCUGCUCUGCAUGCCUGCCAGGGGGUGGAAGUUGCCAGAUUCUUCUUCUCUUUUUCUCUCUUAUUUAUUAACCAUGGUCUCCAAGGUUUUAUUUUUAGUUUGGGUGUUUUUUUGUUUUUGUUUUUGUUUUUUUGGUAAAAGUAUUGGCUAGAAACUAUAUGCAAAUUUUCCUCUGCAGGGAGAUGUCUGCGGUGCCCUGUGGGCGUGUGUAAGUUACAGUGGCCACAUUUAAGAAGCCUAAGCUUUGUAGUGGUUACGUACUCGUGUUGAUAUGCUGGCUCUCGUUGUAUGUCUGUGCCGUCAGUGCUACAGUCCACUACAAAGCAGUACACAGACUGUUGGAACUCACCCCCAAAUGCCUAUGACUUAGGUUACCCAUGUAUUCUUUCUCGUUUGGGGGUUUUGCUUCUGUUUGCUCAUUGGAAACUUGUACUUCAAGUAGGGAGAAUUCUAAUUCUAAUAACUCCUUAACUAAGUUUUUAUUAUUCAGCCAAUAAAUAUGUUCUCGUACAA
This is a messenger RNA of Ceratotherium simum simum (southern white rhinoceros), 2145 nucleotides long. It is a transcript of the gene FIBIN, whose product is annotated as fin bud initiation factor homolog. The record is from RefSeq and is a predicted model, not a curated record. Lineage: Eukaryota; Metazoa; Chordata; Mammalia; Perissodactyla; Rhinocerotidae.